GACGCACAUGGCGCCUGGAGUGUAGGCGGCGCGCCGGCCGGGAAGGGGCGUUCGCCGUAUUUGGCUGUUGGCUGGCGCUGGGUGCGUGUCGUGGGCUGGGGUCGGCCUGUGGAAUGCGCCGUGGUGCGAGGGAAUACGGACGUGACGCCAGUUAGUCUAGCGUCGGGCGAAGCCAGGAACGAUGGAGGCGAACGGCUCCCCGGCCCGAAACACGGCGACAGUCGUGUUGGGCGCCCAAUGGGGCGACGAGGGCAAGGGCAAGAUUGUGGACCUGCUGGCCAGUGAGAUGGACCUCGUCUGUCGCUGCCAGGGCGGCAACAAUGCUGGCCACACGGUUGUCGUGGAUGGUGUGGAGUACGAUUUCCACAUUCUGCCCAGCGGCAUCGUGCAUCCGCACUGUGUUGCUGUUAUCGGCAACGGGGUGGUGAUCCACCUGCCGCAAAUGUUCGAGGAGAUCGCCAAGAACGAGGCGAAGGGACUGACGCACUGGCGGGAUAAUCUCAAGAUCUCGAGUCGCGCUCAUCUGGUGUUCGAUAUGCACCAGGAGGUGGACGGCCUGCACGAGAAGGAGCGCGAAUCGGAGACGAGCUGCGGCAAAAAGUCGCUCGGCACCACCAAGAAGGGCAUCGGCCCCACCUACUCGUCCAAGGCCACCCGCAACGGACUGCGGGUGUGCGACCUGCUCGGCGACUUCAGCUACUUCGUGGAACGGUACCGGUCGCUGGUGGCGCUGCACAAGCGCAUGUUCCCUGCGCUGGAGGUGGACGUGGAGGCCGAGCUGGCGCGGUACGCCGAAUUCGCCGCCCGGCUGCGGCCGCUCGUCGUCGACUCGGUCAGCUAUGUGAGCGGCGCGCUGGCCGAGGGCAAGCGCGUGCUGGUGGAGGGCGCCAACGCGGUCAUGCUCGACAUUGACUUCGGCACGUACCCGUUCGUGACGUCCUCGAACUGCAGCGCCGGCGGCGUCUGCACGGGCCUGGGCCUGCCGCCGCGCAGCAUAGGACACGUGUACGGCGUGGCCAAGGCCUACACGACUCGCGUCGGCGUCGGCCCGUUCCCCACCGAACAGCUCAACGAGAUCGGCGAGCUGCUGCAGGAGCGCGGCGCCGAGUUCGGCGUGACCACCGGCCGAAAGCGGCGCUGCGGCUGGCUCGACUGCGCCCAGCUGCGCCACUCCAACAUGGUCAACGGCUACUCGGCCCUGGCGGUGACCAAGCUGGACAUCUUGGACUCUCUGGCGGAGGUGAAGAUGGGCGCCCACUACCUGCUGGACGGCCGCCGGCUGGAUCACUACCCGGCCAACAGUGCCGAGCUGGCCACCGUCGAGGUGGAGUACAUCACGCUGGCCGGCUGGUGCACGUCCACCGAGCACGUGCGCGCCUUCGCCGACCUGCCCGACAACGCCCAGCUCUACAUCCGCACCCUGGAGCGGCUCGUCGGCGUGCCAGUCAAGUGGAUCGGUGUCGGGAAGUGCCGGGAGUCGAUCAUCGGACUGAUGUGACGCCGGCCGCUACCGCCGCCGCCGCCGCUACCGCCACCGCCACCGCCGCCGCCACCGCCACCGAGUGCAGUCGCGUGCCCUGUCGGGGAUGAGUGCCGCCGCCCGGCCGUGUUCCCCUAGUCCCGUCUAGAGGCGGCCGCGCGCUGCCGCGCCGCCGGCAGUCCUGUGUACCCCACCGUAUUUUUUCAGUACGAAUAAAACUGCCAGCGCGGA
This is a messenger RNA of Pollicipes pollicipes, 1711 nucleotides long. It is a transcript of the gene Adss, whose product is annotated as adenylosuccinate synthetase. The record is from RefSeq and is a predicted model, not a curated record. Gene Ontology annotation, molecular function: GTP binding; adenylosuccinate synthase activity. Gene Ontology annotation, biological process: 'de novo' AMP biosynthetic process; IMP metabolic process. Bases 182 to 1498 code for a protein of 438 amino acids. Lineage: Eukaryota; Metazoa; Arthropoda; Thecostraca; Pollicipedomorpha; Pollicipedidae. Gene Ontology annotation, cellular component: cytoplasm. The transcript is spliced from 10 exons.